This is a messenger RNA of Histoplasma mississippiense, 978 nucleotides long. RefSeq lists its product with no specific name. The coding region runs from base 1 to 978 and encodes 325 amino acids. NCBI's taxonomy places the organism in Eukaryota, Fungi, Ascomycota, Eurotiomycetes, Onygenales, Ajellomycetaceae. The record is from RefSeq and is a predicted model, not a curated record. The transcript is spliced from 2 exons.
AUGGUCGCCCAUCAGCAGCCGUUCUUGAGGUCUGGGAAGAUUAAAUGGAGCAACGGGUCCAUCCCCAUUCUCUCCCAUUUUCACUACGUGGAAUUCCUCAACGAACUAUGGCGCGGGACCACGGUGUCCUUCUCUCCAUCGACUCUCGGCUAUGAUGUCGUGAGCUCAUGGCAGAUGUUUUCGUUUCUGAAUGAUCUGGGGACUGUAUAUGUUGUGUGGCUUCUGGAGUCAAGCCGCGUGGGUAAUGCGUGGACACCAGCAUAUUUCCCGACCAUAUUUGUUUUUGCGGGUCAGCUUUUGGGCCUCGGGUCCGUUGCGCCGUUGUUCUAUUUUCUCUGCUUCACUUUCGGGCCCUCAACCUCGGCUCUCAUCCAGCUCCCUUUGAAGAAGAGACUGGCUCCUGAGCACAACGUGACACUACUUCCGAUUCUCCUUCUUCUUCAUACUUGUGAGGUGUUCGCGGCAUAUCUGGCUCCCCAGCCUACCACGCGGCAUUACUGGACAUGGGCGUGGCAAAUGAGCCCUCUUUGGGUGGGCAUAGCCAACUUCGUGAUUUCCAAGUUAAUUGGCACUUCUCCCUCUCUCAGAGCCACAACUAUCAAGUGGCUUAUAUCUCCAAAACUUCUUUUGUGCCUCAUGAGUAUCAUCUCGGGCGGAGUCUGGGUAUACACGCUCGUGAACUGUCCAUACCCCUUAUCAACAGUAUUUAUACCUGGCAGCUCUGCCCAAUCUGAAUUUGUCCCCCACAUGCGACGUGCCCUGCAGUAUGACGAGGUUGUUGUAUUCGGGACUUCUUUCCUAUGGCUUGGGUAUCUGUUCUUUGAUCUCCACUGUGCCGGCCUAAUCAGACGAAGAGAAUGGCUUGUCCCGGUUGCGGCUCUCCCCAUUUUUACUGCUUUUGUUGGCCCAGGUGCUGCCUUCGCAUUUGGAUGGUACUGGAGAGAGAGCAAGCUACAGUCCAAACUACCUCAAGAGUGA